Molecule: messenger RNA, 1850 nt
Organism: Carassius auratus (goldfish)
Lineage: Eukaryota; Metazoa; Chordata; Actinopteri; Cypriniformes; Cyprinidae
Exons: 9
Coding region: 302-1816 (504 amino acids)
Molecular function (GO): zinc ion binding
Source: RefSeq, a predicted model, not a curated record
UGGGUAUAAAUAUCACUUCUGCACAUAUCGUUUGUGCACUACAGAAGGCAACUCACACCUGGACCACACAAGUUUUGAGGCAUCACUAAGAAUUGCAUUGACAGAAAUUUGUGAAGUAAAGGAAUGGGUGGGAAAGCUUAGUGAAUCAUCAGGAGUGAGUUGGAGAGUGGCAGUGACAAAACCAAAUAAGGGACAACGUGUACUUUAUAAGGCUCAUUACAGGUGCCAGCACAAUGUUUAUGUCCGAUCAGACACGGCUAAUCAAAGGCGGCUUUCAAAAAAUACAUGCUGUGAGGCAAAAAUGGUUUGCACUCUGGUGAAGACUACAGACAAAAGGGGAGGAACUAGUAGGAGCAUUGAUCCCCAUAUACCUACUUACCCAACUUCGGUGCGUUUGUACAAUGUACACAAUCAUAACAUCUUUGUUGCGGAGGCACUGAGGCACAAGGAUGUAGGGGUCAAGGCAAUUGAAACCCUGACACAGUUGUUUGAGGUUGGGCACAGUCCAACCUCAGCUCUGGCUGUACUUAAAAGUGACCUGUUGGCUGAGCAUUUUAACAAAUAUGUAAAUGUCUCAGCCAACCGUGCCAUUUGCCCAGACCUUCAGUUUUGCUACAGAUACAGGAAAUUCCUGACCUAUCUACAGAAUCUUUACAGUCGACGUGAGAGUUGGGCUCUCAGCUAUAGGAGGGACUUGCCAACCCGUGGAAACCAAACCAAUAACUAUGUGGAGGCUGCAAUGCGUGUCUUGAAAGACAAAAUACUUCAUAGGACAAAAGCAUUCAACCUGCCUCAAUUAUUCAAUCUUUUCAUUACCCGACUAGAGAUGUACUAUGAAGCACGUGUGACAGACGUUGCUCUUGGCCAUUGGGAGGCAUUCCACCGGUCAAGAUUUCUUGCUACACAAAGUAAUAUCAAAGCAUCGGAUAUUUCUCAGGUUGGAGAAAAGAAAUUUCAGGUGAGAUCAUCCACAUUAGGGCACACAUAUACCGUGGACAUGGAGCUGGAGCUCUGCACUUGUCCAGUUGGCCAUAGUGGGGCACCAUGCAAACACCAGGCAGCAGUAGUGCAAAAUUACAACAUCACCUCCAUCAACUUUCUCCCCACAACAGCUGAAAUGAGGGCUGAGCUGCUGAAAAUAACAAAAGCCUCAGUUUCUCUUGACUUUCUAAACCCUUUACGGCAAAAUAUGCCAACGCCAAGCACAUUAGCUCCAGACGUGCCUCGGAAACAAGAAACCUGCACUUCUGAUCAUCAGUAUCAUCUCAGUGCUGAAGAUGAUGAGUCACAUCAGCUGGACCUGUCUUCGACCAGCUCUACACAACUGCAACAAAUAUCACCUAUGCAAGAGGACCCAUACUCCAACCAUCCCUGUGUUCAGGGUAACUCAGAGGGAGCAUCUUUACCUCAGUCUCCUGUGAAACGGAUGCUGAGACUGCUCAGUGAAAUGGCUGAAAACCCAGACUACAGUAAUGCCAUGUCUAAAAUGGCCAAGCAGCUUGAAAAGAUGCAGCACAACCAGACCCAACUGAUCUCGGCAUUUUACUGCUUUGGUAAAGGGAUGUCAGUAUCAAAACGUGCAGCAGCGUUAAGACGAGCUGCUAGACGACCAGGUCCUAUUAUUGGCUGUCAGCCAACAGCAGUGGCCAGAAGAACAGCUAAGACUGGUUCUAGGCAGCGUUUGACAGCUGGACGCCCCAGAAAAUGCAGUUCUGGUUCAGAGCAUGACUACAGCAGAUAUAAAGGGAAAAAGGCUGUCAGGGUUCGCCACAAAUUGUCAGAAUCUGUGGCAAUGAAUUACUCACAUCAAGCAUAAAAUUAUUUGUAUGACGUGGGUGGGUUUGGGUGUG